UAAAUUUGAGCGCAAACCUGUGUUAGGGCUUUUCUCAUUGUUUGUGUAUGUUAGGAUUUGCUUUAAUGUUUUUUUAGUUUAUGCGUUUGAUACUGAAGGCGAUCUUUUGUUAACUAAGCGACAUGCUGGUCCUGUCCUUUUUAUUAACAUGGCUGGCCAAUGUUAUUGUUAUAGGAUCUCUAGAUAUUUCAACGACAAGUGUAAAUGUUGACACAGAGUUGGAAGCAGAAAUGGACAGAAUAGCCGAAGAAAUGCUUUCCUCUUUUGCAGAAGCUCAUGCUGAACCAUUGCAUCGUAGAAAAAGAGAAACUACGAAAGAUUCAAAAUCGUUUAUUGACGAAAUUGGUGUGCAUCGCCUUCAGACUAUUACUCCUGUUUCUCAACUUUGUUACCCUGCCAUUGACUCAACAUUUGUUGACGUUGGAGAUGUCACCUAUGCUAUAUGUGUCUCUGCUGAGACGCAAGAAACUCCUGCUGAAGUUAUUGUUGGAAUCUACAAGGAUCAUGUUUGGACUCCCAUUAGUCAGUGGUAUGUUGUACAUCCGAACAGACUUGCCGCAUUUCACUUCAAUGGCUUCCUCUAUGUCAUUGUAGCAGAUAGUGGGAAAAUUAAAGGAAUGGAUCUCGUAAAGAUUGACUUGGUGUCGUAUAAAAGAGUGGUUGAACAUACUGUGUCCAGCAAGCCAGCUACUAGCACUUCCAUUUGGAAAAUGAAAUCUGAUGGUAAAUUUCACUUGGCGAUUGCUAACUUACCCGGACAUUCAACUGAUCUCGUGAGCGACAUUUAUAUAUACGAAUGGAUGCAGACAUAUUACGACCGCUACUUUACCUUACAAGCUUAUGAUGUCAGAGAUAUUGAACCGUUUCAUAUACAUGAUACGCCUUAUUUGGCCAUUGCAAAUUACAGAAGGAGUAUCAAUAACUUUGAAGUGGAUUCUGAAAUAUUUAAGUUUAAUUUAGAUAAAGGUUGGAUUUCACAUCAAAAAAUUAGGACUUACGGCGCCACAGACUGGGAAUUUUUCACUCUUGGUUCUGGUAUUUCAAAGGAGUUUUUCCUAGCAGUCGCCAACAAAGAGGAGAGUGAUGUAUCCGAAGCAAAAUCUAUGAUCUACAAAUUUGCAAAAGACAUUUUCGUACCCUUCCAGUGUCUUCCUAUAUUUAGAGCUUCAUCUUUGGCUUCAUGGACAACUAAAACUGCUUUCAUAUUAGCAGUUGCGAGUUCCGAUGACGCAGUGCAUAUGUUCCAAUAUGAUGGUUGGAGGUUUGUUCAAAGUAAAGUUCAAUACACCCAAAGAGCAAUGUCAUUUGGAGUUAACUCGCUGAUAUUCCACAACAUCUCUAAAGGAUAUGAACAAAUACCAAUUCUAAGCGUAAGUAAUCCAAUGCAUAGAGAUCUUUCAAUAUUUGAAAUUGGCCUCAAAAAUGAAAAUGAGCUUCAAGCAUGGACAGACAAAAGCACAGAAUGGUGUACGCAAACUUUGCAAAAUAUAGAAUCAACGGAUCUGAAUUCUCUUAUUCAAGCUCUUGACAAUGUAUUUGUUAUUGACCAAGAAAGUAAUCUGGUUAUAGAAGGCGACUUGUUUUUCGAAAAAGGUUUUGAAGUAUCAAAGCUUCAAACCCCAAAGUUGAAAGAAAUCUUAACCCAAGAAGUUUAUGAUAACAGCAUACUCUUGAAGCUGGGAGAAAUAAUCAAAAAGCUUGAAACACUGAAUGAGAAGUUGAAUGCUUAUGAAGAAAUUCUUAAGCACGCUUUGAAAACGGAAGGCGAUCAAAUUGUUUCCGGGCAAUUUACCUUUCAAGAUGCAGUUUUGGAUUGUGAAAAGCAUAACUGCAAGUUCGACUCCAUAAAUACUGUCUUCCUUAACGGGGAGAAUAUUACGGAUUGGUCUAAAAAUUUGGUUUUCCUCGAUAGUGAACGCAUUGAUGGUACCCUUAAAGCUGAUAAAAUUAGUGCCUCUAACAUCAAUGUCCAUGGAUUUAUUGAUGGUGUGGACAGUAAGACAUUGGUCACAAAAUCUGGCCAUCAUGUAAUCACAGGUCACAAAACUUUCGUAAAUGACGUGAUUGCAAAUGAAGUUGACGUUCAAGGUGAAGUUGAUGGUAUUAAAAUAUCUCAAAGUGACGUUCUCCUCACAACUGGACAGCAAACUGUUACUGGCAAUUUAAUUUUUGAAGAAAUUGAUGCAUCAUGGCUUGAAGCAACUUAUGUAAAUAAUGUGGAUCUAACAAAGUUCUUGGCUGAUGUUGUGCGUUCAGAUCAACAAUCGGUUAUAACUGGCAAAAAGAAUUUCCAUGAUGUCGUUGUAGAUGAAUUGUACAUGGCAGAAGGUUCUACGAUUAACGGCAUAGAUAUUGUAGAUUUAUGGAACAACACUUUAUGGAAGGAUAAAGAUCAAGUAAUCACAGCCCCAAUGACGUUCCAUUCUGUGACUAUGGAAAAAAAUCUAAUUGCACCUUUAGGAAUAAACGGAAUUAGUAUCCCAGGACCCAGAAUUGUGGACAUAAAAGGCUUUGCAAAUAUUACAGAACCUCAAGUGUUUACUCAAUCCACUAAAAUUUCUCACUUAGAAGUUUUGAACUCAAUAAAUGGCUUAGGAAUGCAUUCAGUUGAAGGAUACGAGCCCCAACUAGAUAUAAUGUUAAAAUCUGGGAAUCAAGCCAUAACAGGCAAGAAAACAUUCCAUACUAUUCAUCUGGAUGCUGACAGCUAUGUAUCUGGUACUGUUGAUGGAGUUGAUUUGUCGGAAUUGAAAAAACUUACUUUGAGUAAAGAUGCUACUAUUGAAACUGACCGUACUUGGACUUUCAAUAACUUAGUUAUCAAAGGUCCGUUAACUGCGAGUAAAAUUUCCGGUUAUGAUCUUGAAGAUAUUUAUGAAAGAGCCCUCAAGUUGAAUGAUACAAAUUUACCAGAAAUGACAUUUAAGAAAAGUCUGGAGAUUGAUGAUUUAGAAAGCCAUGAUAUCAAUGGCUACAAUUUUGAGGAAGACUUUGUUCUUAAGUAUAAACCCCAAACAAUAACUGGAACAAAGACUUUUGUCGAUAUUGUUUUAGAAGAAAACAGCAUUGUACUUUCAACAAUCAAUAAUAUCAACAUGAAAAUCUUCAAUAACACUCUUUUGCGAAUUGGAAAUCAAGUCUUGAAAUCAAAAGUAUUUAACAAAAAUGUAAAAGUAAACAAGUUGAUUGUUAAAGGCUCUGUAAAUGGAGUAUCUGUUGAUAAUUUUGUAACGCUGAAUGAGGACGUAUUUUUACAUGCACGAGAACUGGAUAAUGUAACUUUUCAAGAAAUUGUAGCCGGAAAUUUAGAAGUAGCAGGUAAAGUAAAUGGAAUUGAUAUAGAAGAAAUGAUGAAGGAUACAUUGACUUAUGGGGGUGAUCAGGAAGUGAAAGGCACUCUGACUGUAAAGGGAAAUAUUAAUGUAGUACCAGACGGGAACCUACAAGUUGGAACCAUUAAUGGGGUUAAUAUUAGAGAUUUAUGGGAAGACGCAGUUCUGAUUGAUGGACCUCAAGAAAUAACAGGAGAAAAAACUUUUACAGACUCUGUUACGUUUCAAAAUUUAGAAUUUAAAGAUACCAUUGAUGGCGUCUCAGAAUGGGAUAUGAAGAACUGGAUGUUAAGAGAUGAACCACAAAUAGUCAAAGGAGACGCUGCGUUUUUAAAUGAUGUAACUGUAGAUGGCAUUCGUGUAAAUGGCUUGAUAAAUGGUAUAAAUAUAACAGAGCUGGAUGAGUCGGUAGUUAAAAUAAAUGAACCUGCUACUAUUGAAGGUCCUGUAAUAUUUGGAGAUACUGUGACAUCUCUAGGUGAUAUUACUUUGUCUGGAAAUGUUAAUGGUAUAGACUUGUCGGAGGAAGCUGUUUUGAAAUCUGGCGAAAAAGUAAUAACUGGAGUAAAGACCUUCACCCAGGAUUUGGUUGUUGAUGGGGAUUUAACUGUAAGUGGAAAGGUGGAUGGUGUUUCAAUUGAAGACAUUUGCAAAAAUACCCUUGUUGCUAAAAAGGAGCAAAAUAUUACUCAUUUGACAAUCAAAGGAGAUGUAACUCUGACGGGUGGUGGAAUAGUUGGAGGCAAAAUAGCUGGAGUAGAUAUAGAAGAGCUUCGUAAAGUUGUUGCUUUGGAUGAAGACUCAUUCGUUAUUGAUGGCUAUAAAGUCUUCGAAAAUUUAACAAUUGAAGGGCCUAUAAAACUUGAAGGAAAACUUGGAGGCGUUGACUUAAAAGAUCUUUAUCAAACUUACAUGAGCUUGACACGUGAUCAAAUUAUUGACGCUCCAAUGGAAUUUGAAGAAGCAAAUUUCAAGGGAACCCUUGCGACGGACAAGUUUGAUUCGCUUAAUAAUCUUGUGAAUGGAAUUGAUAUCAAAGACCUAGAUGAAAGAAUUAUGAAAAAGGAUGGAUUACAAACCAUUGCCGCGGAUCAUUACUAUGAUGAAGUUGUCUUUUUAGAUGACGUAUUUGUUGCGGACAGAGUCAAUGGAUUGGAAGUUCCUAGUGGUCUGAUGCGUCGUAAUAAACCAAACUACAUCCAAAGCCCAAAAAUAUUUCAAAAACCAGUAACUGUCCUUGGCGAUCUUGACAUUUCCGAAGGUAAACUUAUUCAAGGGGUUGACGUAUCUGACUGGUCUAGAAAAGCUGUUCUUACGGAAGGAACAUUUGAAAUAUCUGGACAAAAGACUUUUAAAAGUCUGGAAGUUUCAGAUGUAAAAGUGGAUGGUCUAUUGGAUGGUUUGAAAAUAUCAGAUGAAGCACUUUUGAUGUCUUAUGGAGAGCAGGUUAUCACUGGUCAAAAGACUAUUAGAGGUGACGUUGACAUAAAAGGCUCUCUUACUGUGAAUGGCCUCAUUAAUGGUGUAGAUUUGGACUAUUUAUCAACGCAUACUCUACAGAAUGAUCGAGAAAACACAAUCACAGGACUUAAGCACUUCACCAAGCCUUUAACCAUAAAAUCACUUCAGGCCCCAACAGUAGCGGGUGUUGACGUAGUUGAACUUCAAAAAAAGAUAAAUACAAAGCUAGAUUAUGAAAAGGUCCAAAAUAGACUGGAUGAAAUUAAUGAGGUCGUCAUCAAAGUUCAAGAUGCAUUAGAAAAGCAAGCUGUAUUAUUUCAAUACUAUGAACUGUUCCAAGAGCUUGAAAUACCGAGAGCUUACAGUUGGCUUUACUUGUGGAAUAAAGAUUGCGGAGAAAUGUUGCUUCUUGCUGAUAACUCUAGCUCUGUAGAUUUGUGUUCUUCCAUACGAAUCUUUAAAUACAAUGAAGAGCAAAAUCAAUAUCUUCCUGAGCAACAGGAAUUGCAAACGUCGUAUGCAACAUCCAUGAAAAGUUUAGUAAUUGAGGGAAAGACUUUCUUGUUUGUUGGAAACCAAAACCCGAAAUCAAUCUGUUUGGGAGGCAAGACUAAUAAAGGCAAUGCAGAAAUAGACAUCUAUGAAUGGACAAGUGAAGGCUUUCUUCUAUUCCAAACUAUACCAAUGAGUCCUAUUAUUAAAUUGGGUGUUUUUACGGAUAAUAUUCUAUCAUGUUUCUUCAGCGUUGAGAUGCGCUCGACUACAGUGUAUUGUACUUCUAAUCUUGAUGACGAAUUCACGUAUAGAGAAACUCUGCCAACAAUUGGUUGUAGGAAGGCUGAUAUUAUGAAGUCUCACGGAAAAAUAAUUUUAGCACUGGCAGCUGAAGACUUGAGGCCACGAUCUAUCAAUUACAUUCCAGAGAACAAUAUAGAUAUUUAUUUCUGGAAUUUUGAAGCAGCAGUUUUUUCGAAACCUGUACAAGGGAUUUCGUCAAAAUAUGUCCAGUCUUUACUUUUGAUGGAUUACCAUACAGAUUAUUCGUCUUACCUGUUCUUAGCUGUUGGAGGAGGACGAAUUCCGAAACUCCAAGAGGAGCCUAAAGUCACAAUAUAUAGGUAUGAAAACUCUACAGCUAAGUUCCAAAAAUAUCAAGAAAUCCCAGCAAAUGGAGAACUGGAUUGGAUUGUCUUGCAAACUGGGGAGUUGAUAUUGUUUGUUUUGGAUAAGGAAAAGGGAACUGUUAAAUUGUAUGAACAUAAAGGUGCUUCAGGAUUUGUUCAUAUAGAUACUAUAAACAGCGUUGGUACCAUAACCAUACAUCCUUUCAUUCGUCACCAUGAUAAGGAAGACAGUAUCAACCAUUAUUUAGCAUUUGCAGGUCCCCAUGCUGCUAUGGCACAGCCAGCACAAGGAUUGGAUUAUGCAAAAAUUUUGAAAUCUAAAGUUAAAGGAAGACGUUUUUUUAUUGAUAACUGAAUUUGGAGUUUUAGACUAACUUAUAUUUUAUAACGUUUACACU
Messenger RNA from Parasteatoda tepidariorum (common house spider), 6315 nucleotides. The record is from RefSeq and is a predicted model, not a curated record. Lineage: Eukaryota; Metazoa; Arthropoda; Arachnida; Araneae; Theridiidae.